CAUAACUUUCCAAAUUUUUCAACUGAGCGGUUGCUGCGCGCGUCGGGUCGAACAAUUCAAAAGUAACUGAAAGGGCCAAGAAAAUCUGAUUUGCGAAUUGUAUAGUGGAUAGAGGCGCAGAGGUGUUUGUUAAAAGUUGAAUGUGCAAGCGUGUGCGUUAUUAAUCCGUUUUGACAUUUUCUCAAAAGUGCGUAAGGAAGAAGGGCAGAGAAGAAGGACCGAGUGAAGAAGCAGCGAAAACGACAGAAGCGAAAAAUUUGUUCGUGACUCGGCGGCUGUUCUGUUCGCUGUUCACUUCUCCCUCCCGUUCGCCGCUCUCUCUCUGUGUGUGUUUGUGUGGUGCGGCGUGUAUGUGAGAGGGCAAAAGGAGAAUUUGCAAGAAGGCAAAAGCAAGAAAGAAACGCCAGAAAAAGAAGCGAGAAGAGAAAUAAAACGCAGUGGCGUGUGAAUCACGAGCAAGCUGAAUCAUUAUUAUAAUUUUUUUUGGCAAGCCCCAGAGCCAAAAGAAAUUGUUUAUUGCUGAAAGAGCACAGAUAUCCCCCAGAGAGACAAACAGAGAGAUACUAUACAGCGAAAUGGAGCACGAGGACAACGCUCAGUUCGAUAAUUACUUGAACCGCUUUGCGGAGAAUAUGCAGCAAAUCGCUGGCGGUGCCGGCAAUGCUGCCGAUGUUGCCGGCGAGCUGGUGCCCAACAUCGCCACCGCCUCCGUUAAGUCGGGCGAGCACGAAGACGACGAGGAGUGGAAGUACAGACGUGAAGUGCAGCAGAGCGAAAAGCAACAGCAGCAGCAUCUUGGCGGCUUCGGCGAGGAGGAUUUCGGCGCUAACGUGGCAGGAAAUGGCAACGGCAAUGGCUUUGGCCACCACGAGGCAGAGCUGCUGAUCGGCAACGGGCUGGGCAAUGGCGGUGGAGCUGCCGCUGGCUUUAGCCUGGUCUAUGAGGACGAGGACGUGGAAGUGAUCAAGAACGAUGGUGACUUCUCGACAAACUCCAAUACCACAACGUCGACCGGUGAGGUGGCUGGCCUGGAGCGUCCGGAUCAGCAGCAGCUGCUGCUGGAGCCACAACAAGAUCUGCUGCAGCAGCAGCAGCAGCAGGAGCUGCUCCAUCAGCAGGAGGACGAGGAUGAGGCCAGCUCAGUGGCCACCACAUAUGGCACCAGCAGCCUGAGCGAGAACAAUCCCACGCCGCUGGAUCAGGAGGUGGUGGGUGGCCAGCAGGAGGAGCAGAGACACGACCUGCUCGAUGCCUUUGACAACAAGGAGAACAACGAUCCCGAUGUCGACGCCGAAGAAUCUCACUCGCAACUCAAUCCCAAUGCCGUUGCAUUUGUGCCCAGCUUUGGCUCCCAGCCAUCAUCACCAUUGCCCAUGGAGGCCGAUCCUAUGCUGGGCCUGAAUCCACGCCAGCUAAUCGGUGGUGGCCUCGAUGACAUGGUGGCGGAGAGCCCACGCAAGGGCUCCGCCAGGGACAACAUGGACGCCAUUGCCGUGCCCGACGAGCGGGAGUUUGACAUUGAGGCGGACAAGCGUCCACAUGAGCUGGAGCAGGACAACGAUGUCUUUGCUGAUGGCAACCUGGAGCUGCAGCUCUUGAAUGGCGCCGGCUCUGGCAGUAUCCUGGGCGCUGCCCCGGUUCUCGAGGAUGUCCUGGAUCACGGCCCAGAGACCAGCGUCGACUUGGACCUGCCCGUGGACCACAUCACCGCCAGCAAUGACGACAUCAUGAAGCAGUCGGUCUAUGGCGAGCACAAUGCCUCCAUAGAGGACAUACUCAACUCGGUGCAGCCGCUGCCCACCCAGUCUGAUUUCGCCGAGAAGGAGCUGCUCAAUGUUGAGGAGAAGGAACAUGUCUCGCAGUCACCCUCCACGGAAGAGCUGCAGUACCAGGCCAACGACGACCAGGACCAGAUACAGGUCCAACAUCAGCAGCAGUUGUUUGGCUCUGCUCCCGAGGACCCAAUGCAGGCCUCAUUCUAUCUGGAGCACACUUCCAGCGAGGCCCUUCAGCAGCAGCUGCACCAAGAGGAGAAUGUUGAGCAGCUGCCCCGCGACUCUUCCGAUCCCUUUGCCGGGAACGUGAACAACCAGAGCUUUUUGCUGGACACCAGUGCCCCAUUGUUCAGCCCCGAGGAAAUUGCGCCCGUGUCCAAUCUGGACGCCGGUGCACCGAUAUUCAGCCCCGAGGAAAUUGCGCCCGUGUCCAAUCUGGACGCCGCUGCACCGAUUUUCAGCCCCGAGGAAAUUGCGCCAGUGUCCCAUCUGGACGCCAGUGCACCGAUAUUCAGCCCCGAGGAAAUUGCGCCCGUAUCCAAGCUGCAGCUGGAGCUGGAGCCGGAGCAGCAGCAAGCCGAUAUUGUGGACAUUACACCGUCGCCGCUCUCCUCCACCGAGGAGAAGCAUCUCGUCGAGGACACCAAGGAGGCAUUCGAGCAGGAGACUCCAUUGUUUGAGCCCGUUGUCGACGCCGGAGCUCCCCCACAGGUGGAGGAGUACGCUGCCUUCAAUGCAGCUUCCGGCUAUGAGGCUCAACGCGCCCAGGAGGAGGUGGAGGAGGAGGAGGCGGAGGAGGAGGACUUUGCCCCGUCACCGGGAAUCAAUCCAUUUGCUGCGCCAUUCACGCCCGCACACUUGGCCGAGGAAGUCAUCGUGGCCCAAGAGCAGCAGCCGGCUAUUGAGCAACCGGAAAUACAGGAAAACUUCAACGAGCUGCAAUUGCAAGAGGAACCCAUCGAGGAGGAGUACAAGAUUAGCCCUGAGCCAGCAGCUGCCACCCCCGACUUUGUUGCUGCUGCGGCUCCAGCUGAGGCUGCUGCUGCACCCUUUUUCAAUGGCUUCGAGAGCAACGCGACCCCGGAGCCAGCUCUGCUGGAGGAGGAGUUUAAGGAGCCAUCGGUGCUGCUCUUCGCUGAACCAGCUGUGGAGGCACCAGCUCCGCCCGAGCCCGAGCUGCCCGUCUCUGAUGUAAUUUCCGAAGAAGUUAAACCCGUUUCACAUGCAUUUGACCUGGACCUGGAUAAGCCAGUGGCUGCAGAAGAGCCCAUCCCGGUGGCCGCCAGCGAACCCGUCGCAGAGGAGCCCCAGCCCACUGUCGAAACUCUUCCUGAGAUUCAGCCAGAACCUGUGGUCGCCGCUGUUGGUGUGGUGGCUGCUGCUGCAGCCGCUGUUGCCGGCACAGCUGUUGCCGCAGCAAAGGCCAAGGGCAAGCCAAGCCCCACUGAUGCCAAGAAGCCGGCUGCCAAACCUGGAACCACUUCGGCCGCUUCCAAGCCCAAGCCAGCAGCCCCAGCUGCGAUCAAGAAAACAACAACGAGCAGCUCCACAACAGCAGCAGCCGCAGCACCCAAGGUGGCUGCCGCACGCCCUCGCACGGCACCAGUGGCCGCCAAGCCCUCAACUGCAUCGACAGCUGCCAAACCGGCGACAACGGCCCGCAAGCCGUUGACCAGCUCGGUGGGAGUUGCUGCUGCUGCUGCUGCCAAGCCGGCACCCAGGACCACAACAGCCAGUGCACGGCCAGCAACAGCUCCGGCCAGCCGCAAGCCCUUGGGCAGCACUUUGACCAAGACGACGACCAGCACAACGACAGCCGCACGCAGCGCUGCUGGCGCUAGCCUUACGGCACGCAAGCCGACCUCGACCAAUGGCACUGGUGCCAGCAGUGCUGUCCUGGCCAAGUCACGUUCGGCGCCCACUACCAGCGCUGCUGCACCCAAGCCGAAGGUGCCGUCGCCUCGCAGCGCCGCCUCUACUACUGGCGCUGGCACAGUCCGCAAGACGGCUUCUGCUGGUUCCACAACGACUGCUUCCUCGCUGAGCGCUGCUCGUAGUCCCACAAAGCCGACGACCAAUGGACUGGGCAGGAGCACCGCAGGCAGCAGCACCACCACUCGCGUGAAGUCAGCCACAACAGGAAACGGCAGCAGCACAGGCGGCACCACAACUACUACCACAUCGACCACAAAGACUUUCACAGCACGCCCGGCACCCAAGUUCACGCAUUCGACGGCCAGCGGUACCACCAGCAGCAGCACCACCACCACCACCACGCGACGCUCCCUGUUGGCCCCGAGCUCGACCACGACUACAGCACAGCGCAAGUCUUCGCCCCUGAAGCCCAGCAACAACACGCUCAGGGCAUCGCCACUGAAGUCGACCGGAAGCGCCGCCACCACACCGCUGAAACCGAAAGCCAAAGAAACCGCAGCCGCUUCCAAAGCCUCUCCGGCCGCUAUAAAGGCGCGCAAGGUGCCCACCCCGAUGAAGGCUGUCAAUCCUGGGGCCCCGAUUAGGAAACCAGUACCGGCUGAGACGGCCCCAGCCACCAAUGGAGAGGAUCAGCAGCAACAGGAACAGCAGCCCAUUACCCAGAAUGGCAACGGAUCACAUGAGCCAGAGGUCGUACCGGAGGUGGUGUUCCCAGUAUCCCAGGAUCAGGAGCAGGCACCAGCUGCAGCUGCAGCUCCACCCGCUGAGGUGUCCCUGCUGGAUUUCUAAGGGAGCAGCGCCAAUGGGAGAGAAAAAUCGAGAACUACUUUACUAAUAUUAUAAACAUAUUAAGCGAAAGUAUUUUGUGCGAGCGGAUAAGCAGAAAAGCAAAAGAAGAAAAAAAUAAGAUGGGGAUGAAAAUGCGAAAAAACUUUGAGAGAGAGAAAAAAUCGAACCCAAAUUGUGAAUUGUGGGCCCGAGGCCGAUGCUCCCAAUCGAUCCGAUCUAUUUAUAUAUCGACUACGAUUUCGAUUUCUUUAUAGAUAUUUAUAUAUAUUAAAUGUAUUUUAUUAAAACGAAAACCCAGAGCGAAAGUAACGUUUUGUGCUAUUUUGUGAAGGUUUUUUUACUACUGUGGCAAAAUGAUUAUAUGGUGUGCUCUGUUUUUUCUCGCUCAUUUAUUUCAGUUUUUUUUAGCAAUUGUUCCUCACACGCUCUGUUAUUUUUUAUUUUGCUCAUGUGCUAAGCGAAAUUUUUGUAUUGCUCUGAACGGCGGCACCCAUGCGCAUCGCUAAAAAAAAACCCCACACACAAAUAAUUGUCAUUUCUUCAAAAUUUUUAAAGGAAAAGAAAAAACGCAAUUACGAAAGGA
This is a messenger RNA of Drosophila obscura, 5082 nucleotides long. RefSeq names its product 205 kDa microtubule-associated protein (gene Map205). The record is from RefSeq and is a predicted model, not a curated record. The transcript is spliced from 2 exons. Lineage: Eukaryota; Metazoa; Arthropoda; Insecta; Diptera; Drosophilidae. Bases 576 to 4499 code for a protein of 1307 amino acids.